ACCGGAAGCGGCGGAAGCGGCGGCAGCAGCAUGGCGCGGCGCGGGUCCCUCUCCGACUCGGAGUCUGGCUCGGAGGACUCCUCUCUCUCCGACUCGGAGCUGCAGGAGGCCUUCUCCAAGGGCUUGCUGAAGCCGGGGCUCAACGUGGUGCUGGAGGAGCAGCCGAAACGGCGCAACGACACGGAUGGGCUGAAGCUGUGCCUGUCCGAAUUCAAACAGCAGCUGGCUUGGGUGGAAAGGCUGGAUGUGACUUUGCCCCAGGUCCCCGAUCCCGUCUCCCAGAGCGCUUCUAGCAAAGAUGCUGUCGAUCCUGAGAACGAUUUCCAGAGAGAGAUGAGCUUUUACCGGCAGGCUCAGGCGGCGGUGCUGGAAGCCCUACCCAGGUUGCGUAAGCUCCAAGUUCCUACUCGAAGGCCAGAUGAUUAUUUUGCAGAGAUGGCCAAAUCAGACCAACAGAUGCAGAAGAUUCGACAGAAACUUAAGAGUAAACAGGAAGCAAUGGAGAGGUCUGAGAAAGCAAAACAGCUCCGUGCAAUGAGAAAAUACGGCAAGAAGGUGCAAACUGAAAUUCUGCAGAGGAGGCAGAAGGAGAAAAAAAAUAUGUUGAAUGCAGUCAAGAAAUACCAGAAAGGUCUCUCUGACAAGCUGGAUUUUCUAGAUGAAGAGCAGACGUCGUCUCAGGGCAAUAAAAAAGGCAGUGCAAAUCAACGGAUAAAGAAAGGACCAAAUGCCAAAAGACGAUACAAGAAUCAGAAGUUUGGUUUUGGUGGGAAGAAGAAGGGUUCAAAGUGGAACACAAAGGAGAGUUUUAAUGACGUAUCCAGCUUCAGGCCAAAAGUGGCUCACAAUAAAGGCCCAGGAAAAGCAGGAAAAGGAGGAAAAAAAGCCCUCAAUAAGAGACCUGGAAAGAGAGCAAGGCAGAAAAUGAAGAACCGAGCACGAUAAGAGAACUGUGUUCCCCAGUGGGGUUCCUGUGUGUCUGUGUGUUGCAAGAUACGCUGUUGCUGUCAUCCAGCAGCUAACUGGAGCAAGCUGGAUGCUUCCAAGCGGCAAGAAAAGAAGUCAGUGGAAACUAGUGCCUUAUGACUAAUUUCUUGUCAUCUGUUUUGUUGAAGGGUUGUUUUCUACUUAAACCUUUGGUGUGUGAACACAUUAAAUGGUUUGCACAGAACUGUGUCUAAUUCAUGUUUGCUUGUGUUACGAAUGGUGGCUGAAGCCUACGCUUUGUUCCCUUCAUUCUGACAGCUUUUUCCACAGCUACUGGUGACAUGUACCAUGGUGAACUUGAGUUCUGGGUCACGUUGCUGGUGUCAGAAUAAGAAAUCUGAAGCCUGUCAAGAUGUUAGUGUUUUUUAGACUAUUUCUGUAAAUGGAUUUGGAAACAGCAGUGAGACAAAUGCAGCAAUCUUAGAAAUGGGUUUAUUUCUAUAACUAUUGUCAGGCUGCAAAUCUGGACAGACUGAGGUUAUCUCUUCCCUUUUCUUGCCAUCUUCCCUUGCCAGAAAUCUACCAGACUCACCUAACAACAAGCAAAGCCCAACAUAUUAUGUGUCAUUAACUACUUUUAUUUAAGUUGUGUGGCUUUGCCACUCUACUACUGCAGGUUCUCCAACUGCUCCUCCCCAUGCUCCAUGGCAGCUGUUUAUUUAGUGAUCUCAGUUUUCUGGCGUGGGAAGUAGAAUCUGCGAUCACUACGGUCGAUCUGAAUCUGUGAAAGAAAAAUGAUGAACAGUCAUGUGCUUUUACUAGAAUUAGUAGUAGUAGUCUCUCCUGAGAAGAGUGAUGCAUGGUGCUCUUGCUAUUGAGAAAUGUCCAAAUGACAAAUGAGUAGGGUACCUCUUGUUUGAGAAUGUUUGCUGCUUCAUUACAGUAGAACCUGGAGAAAAAGGAAAACUUGACAUAUGAAACAGCAUCAUAAGUCCUGACUUCAAAAAUUUAACUCACUUCCCUACAUGCAAAUUUAGUUACCUUUUUCCUGCCAGCCUAAUCCUGCCAGCAGUAUCUAACAGUGUAAAGCCCUGCUGGGCUGUCUGUCUCUAGCCUUGUCGUGAAGUGUAAUAGGAAAAGUUGCAGAAGACGAUCAUAUUUUCUUAUUUAUCUUAGUUUUCUUUGUAACAUGCCAAAUUUAAUCAGGCCCUCAUUUGCCUUUCUCGAAACAUUAUUCUGUGAAGUCAGUCAUUGUCACAGCUAUUUGUUUGUGAGAUGUGAUUGAUGUCUCAGCUUGUUAAUAACAUUUCUUUUCCUCCUGUUUAUUCAUGCUUUCCCAAAUGAAUCCUCACUGGUGUAUUCUGCCUCGGGUUUACUUAGCUAAUUAUUAAUUUUAUGGUUCUGCUUGCAAUUUGUUUGAAAGAUACUGUACAGCAGCACACUUCUUUUCACAGUACUUAAGUAUGUCACUUCACAUUGCUCACUACGCCAUUUCUCAUGGCUGAAUGCUUUAAUAAACAGCCGUGAAUACAUGUGUGGUAUUUGGCAA
This is a messenger RNA of Calidris pugnax (ruff), 2476 nucleotides long. RefSeq names its product EBNA1 binding protein 2 (gene EBNA1BP2). The transcript is spliced from 9 exons. The coding region runs from base 31 to 945 and encodes 304 amino acids. Gene Ontology annotation, cellular component: nuclear periphery; nucleolus; preribosome, large subunit precursor. Lineage: Eukaryota; Metazoa; Chordata; Aves; Charadriiformes; Scolopacidae. The record is from RefSeq and is a predicted model, not a curated record. Gene Ontology annotation, biological process: ribosomal large subunit biogenesis; rRNA processing.